AUGAGUACCAGAAAGCGGCGUGGCGGAACAAUAAAUUCUAGACAAGCCCAGAAGCGAACUCGGGAGGCGCCCUCCACACCCGAGAUGGCCGUGGAAGCAGAGCCCAUCGAACUCGUGGAAAGCGCUGGCGAUGAAAUAGUGGACCUCACCUGUGAGUCCUUGGAACCAGUGGUCGUCGACCUGACUCACAACGACUCCGUGGUGAUUGUUGAUGAAAGGAGGCGGCCCAGGAGGACCGCAAGGAGGCUCCGCCAGGAACACGGCUACAGCUGUGUGGUGAGCAGUGACGACGAGGAGCCGCCCAGGGACAGGGAUGUGUACGUGACCCCACACACACCCAGAAACGCCAGGGAGGAGGGCGCCGCAGGACUCAGGCCUUCCGGCACCGUCAGCUGUCCAAUCUGCAUGGACGGGUACUCGGAGAUUGUGCAGAACGGACGUCUCAUCGUUUCUACCGAAUGUGGCCACGUCUUCUGCAGCCAGUGCCUCCGGGAUUCCCUUAAAAAUGCUAAUACUUGCCCAACUUGUAGGAAAAAGAUCAACCACAAACGGUACCACCCCAUUUAUAUAUGA
This is a messenger RNA of Orycteropus afer afer, 573 nucleotides long. The record is from RefSeq and is a predicted model, not a curated record. NCBI's taxonomy places the organism in Eukaryota, Metazoa, Chordata, Mammalia, Tubulidentata, Orycteropodidae.